AUGCAUGUCUUAAAUAUUGAGAGCUUCAAAGUCCAAGUCAACCGUCAGAACGCCCAUAGUAGAACACUUGCCGCGCGAGCCAUCGUCGAGCUAUUUCGGCUUGUGAAGCGCGAGGAGGAAAUCAACCGCCAAAUUCUUGCCUUCUCAAUUUCGCUCGAUCAUCGACUUGUUAGAAUCCACGGUCAUUAUCCUGUGAUAGAUGGCAAGAACACGACCUACUACCGCCAUCCAGUUCGUACAUUCGAUUGCACUGAGCUGGACGGCAAGGAGAAGUGGACGGCUUAUCAGUUGACGAGGAACAUCUCCACCCUUUGA
Molecule: messenger RNA, 315 nt
Organism: Colletotrichum orchidophilum
Lineage: Eukaryota; Fungi; Ascomycota; Sordariomycetes; Glomerellales; Glomerellaceae
Exons: 1
Coding region: 1-315 (104 amino acids)
Source: RefSeq, a predicted model, not a curated record